Molecule: messenger RNA, 998 nt
Organism: Olea europaea var. sylvestris
Lineage: Eukaryota; Viridiplantae; Streptophyta; Magnoliopsida; Lamiales; Oleaceae
Product: DUF724 domain-containing protein 6-like
Exons: 2
Coding region: 149-625 (158 amino acids)
Source: RefSeq, a predicted model, not a curated record
AAUAAAUAAAUAGGAGGCCACCUGAAUCCCCAAACGCGGGUCUACGCCUCCGGCGUCUGUCGAAAACAGUCACCAAAACUCAAAUCCAAAAUCAAACAAAAUCCACAUCAACUUCUACUUCCUACAUUUUCCCUCUAUAUUAUUGAAAAUGGCUGGCAAUGGUGAAGAAGAUCCGUUCAAGAAGGGAGCGCAAGUGGAAGUGAGCUUGGAGGACGACGGUUUCCGGGGCUCCUGGUAUACAGCGAACAUCAUCCGCUCCAUUUCCAAGAAGACCCAAAAAAUUUACCUCGAGUUCCAUACUCUCACCUCCGGCGAUAACUCCACCAAGCCGCUAAGGGAGGCGGUGGACCCCAUUCUGGUCCGUCCGAUCCCGCCACGCGAGGCUCGGCGGCGGUUUGAUGUCAGCGAGGAUGUUGACGCCUUCCACAAUGACGGCUGGUGGGAGGGCAUUGUCAUUGCUGUUCUUGACGGUGGCCGCUAUUCUGUCUUCUUCCGAAGUUCCCGCGAGCAGAUUGAGUUCGACGAGUCCCAACUCCGCCUUCAUCGUGAAUGGGUCUAUGGCAAGUGGGUUCCGCCGUUGGAAGAUGUAAUUGACGAUUCACAACAAGAAGAACACAAGAAGUGAAAUAUAGCCUCAGGUAUUCUUCUUACAUAAAGCACCAGGGAUACACGAGUCUUUCUGUUGUUCGCUCCAUCCAGCUUGGCUUUGGGAUUCAUCUUGAUUCUGUGAGGACUAGUUUCUCGGUGAGGUAUUGAUAUGUUGUUGAAUGCCCGUCACUUCAUAAGCAAUGCAAAGAAUUAACAUAGAUUUUUAUGCUUUAUUUUACGAGUUUUUUAGGUUCCUGCUAAGAAUUUUCAUCUUUUAUGCGAUAGAUCAAUGUGAUUAUUACUGGACAACUCGUGAUCAAGAAUGUUUGUAAUCCUGAAUUCUGAUGAAACCAGUUACGUCGUCAUAUGAUAUUAUGCACUCUCCCAUUCUCUACCGUGUUUAUAUAUUA